Pan troglodytes (chimpanzee) is the source of this 1399-nucleotide messenger RNA. It is a transcript of the gene KCNRG, whose product is annotated as potassium channel regulator. Gene Ontology annotation, cellular component: endoplasmic reticulum. The transcript has 2 exons. Gene Ontology annotation, molecular function: protein binding. NCBI's taxonomy places the organism in Eukaryota, Metazoa, Chordata, Mammalia, Primates, Hominidae. The coding region runs from base 118 to 936 and encodes 272 amino acids. Gene Ontology annotation, biological process: negative regulation of delayed rectifier potassium channel activity; protein homooligomerization. The record is from RefSeq and is a predicted model, not a curated record.
UUUGUUAUUCUUCCCUCCCCUCCAUUGCAUAAUCAUGUAUAACUAGCAACAUUUAUGGUUAUAGGUUGAUUUCCUAAGUGUGGCUGAUGGUAGCCUCUAGUUUGAAGUGAGGGAAGAAUGAGUAGUCAGGAACUGGUCACUUUGAAUGUGGGAGGGAAGAUAUUCACGACAAGGUUUUCUACGAUAAAGCAGUUUCCUGCUUCUCGUUUGGCACGCAUGUUAGAUGGCAGAGACCAAGAAUUCAAGAUGGUUGGUGGCCAGAUUUUUGUAGACAGAGAUGGUGAUUUGUUUAGUUUCAUCUUAGAUUUUUUGAGAACUCACCAGCUUUUAUUACCCACUGAAUUUUCAGACUAUCUUAGGCUUCAGAGAGAGGCUCUUUUCUAUGAACUUCGUUCUCUAGUUGAUCUCUUAAACCCAUACCUGCUACAGCCGAGACCUGCUCUUGUGGAGGUACAUUUCCUAAGCCGGAACACUCAAGCUUUUUUCAGGGUGUUUGGCUCUUGCAGCAAAACAAUUGAGAUGCUAACUGGGAGGAUUACAGUGUUUACAGAACAACUUUCAGCGCCGACCUGGAAUGGUAACUUUUUCCCUCCUCAGAUGACCUUACUUCCACUGCCUCCACAAAGACCUUCUUACCAUGACCUGGUUUUCCAGUGUGGUUCUGACAGCACUACUGAUAACCAAACUGGAGUCAGGUAUGUUUCUAUAAAACCUGAUAACCGAAAAUUGGCCAACGGAACAAAUGUCCUCGGCUUACUGAUUGACACUUUAUUAAAGGAAGGCUUUCAUUUGGUCAGCACUAGAACAGUAUCUUCUGAAGACAAAACUGAAUGCUAUAGCUUUGAAAGGAUAAAAAGCCCUGAAGUGCUCAUCACGAAUGAAACACCAAAACCAGAGACUAUCAUCAUACCAGAGCAAUCUCAGAUAAAGAAAUGAAGUUGUCUAUCCUCUUUUAAAGAGAAAUUGCCAUUUUUCUUGUUUCAUUACGUAUUUAGGGCAUACAUGUUAGCCAAAUCUACACUCAGCCUAACUCUUGGCUUCAUCUGCUGCCAUGCCGUCUCUGGGCAACCAGGCCCCAACUGUGCUUAAGCCAUAAUGCCUGCUGCUCUCUAGACAACUCCAUGUACUUGGUGCUUUGGUAUAUGUUCUACCUUCAAUACAUCUUUCCCUUUCUCUUCUUCAUGAAUGCUUAUGAGCCGAGAUUACGCCACUGCACACUAGCUUGGGUGACAGAGGAAGACUGUCUAAAAAAAAAAAAAUUGAUCAAACUGAUGGAUACCCUAAGUACCCUGACUUGAUCAUUACACCUUCUAUGCAUGCAACAAAAUGCCACGUGUACCCCAUAAAUAUGUAGAAAUAUUAUAUGUAAAUAAAUAGUUGGGCCUUCCGUAUUUUCCCA